Molecule: messenger RNA, 1429 nt
Organism: Arabidopsis arenosa
Lineage: Eukaryota; Viridiplantae; Streptophyta; Magnoliopsida; Brassicales; Brassicaceae
Source: the annotation of a GenBank genome assembly
UAAUUUAUUGACGAAUAGAGAGAAAUUUUUAAUGGAAACAUCAAACUCCACAAAUGUUUCAGAGGCGAUGGUAAUAGAGAUACUAGCGAGGUUACCAUUAAGAAGCAUCUCCAGAUUCAAAUUGGUGUGUAAAACAUGGAAAUUGGCAAUAGAAUCUGUGUAUUUCCGCCGUCUCUUUGUAUCUCUGCACCAAAAUUCCUCUUCCUCUUGGUCACUACUGUGCGGAAAAAAAGAACUCAUAAACCUGCAUGGAUGCGAGACAUGGGGUCUUCCAAAGUCUCUAGCUUCGUAUUUUCCGAAUACUGUAACCGGUAAUUUAUGUUAUGCGGCUUCUUCCUCUGGAUUGGUAUUGAUGCACAGGUCUAAUGAGGCUUCCUAUGUGGGUAAUCCAGUAUUACAACAGUGGCUUAGAAUCCCUGUCCCUCCAUAUCCAUAUGUCACUAUUGUCUUAGGUUUGGUGAUGCGCCUGGACGAGGACGGCAUUGUUCUGGGCUUCAAGGUCGUUAAGUUGGCUUCACUGGUACCGAGGAGAGACGAAUCAUCAACUUGUUUGUGUCUGUGUUUGUAUUCGUCUGAGACUGGCAUAUGGACUUGCAAGCGACUUCACUGCCCGCGUUACUUCACCAGCCUCUCUAGUCCUAUGAGUCUGAAUGGGACGCUUUAUCUAUCACAAACAAGUUUCGAUCUUGCUGCUCAACCUGGAGCACUUAUGGCUCAUGAUUUCUAUUCUGAAUCCGAUCUAUGCCGGGUCAUACUUCUCCCCGAUCAUAAUCUGAAUCACAACCGGGACUUUAAAAGAGGUUUGACUACAUCCAGGGGAUCUGUCAUGUAUAUAAAAACAUUAGCUCAACAGGGAGACAAUCUUUUGAAGGUUUGGAGGUUGAUGAUCAAUGAUUCAGAGGAUGAAAGCUGGCAAAUUCUGUGGGAAAUCCACGUCCCGUUUGAUGAUAUCAGAUAUUAUGUACCCAUGGCAAUGCAUCCAUUUGAUGACAAUAUUGUCUAUUUAUGGAGUCAAGAAAACAAUUAUUUGGUAUCAUGUAACUUGCGAAGACAAACCUACAAGAUCCUUGGAGAUGAUGAUCAUCAAGAUUGUUAUAUAAACCAGUCUAUUUGUGAAAAGUAUAUGGAUCGUACUUUUAGAUCAAGCUCAGCUCGAGAGUAUGGUGUACUGGUCAAACUAUUACAAUUCGUGCUCCCACAAUGGAUGGAAUCGUUGCCUCGUCCUCCACAAGUCGACAUGAUAGAUACAACUUCAAUGCUUUUUCACAUUUCUUCCCUGCCGAGAAAAGAAGAAGAAUAGACGCAAACAUUGGUUUUUGGAUUCAAUGAUUUCAGUAUGGUUUUCGGUUCUUCCCUUUCUUUUUUUUUUUGUUUUUGUUUUGUUCUUUCUUCUUUUCUCAUCUCUUGCUAAUAAAAUUGGAUUUUUCGU